GCGCCAAGUGCUGCUUCUGUUGCGAGUAUUGUUUCUUUGGUGUGUUUCAAAAGGUUUUUUUUAAUGUGUGAUUCUGCUUAAAAUGUGUCUAAGAUUUUGAUGUGUCGAUUUAGUGCAUGUUUGUGUAUGGAAACAUUAAAAAAAAGACACUACUUUUGUGUGGUAUAUUAUAUGGUUCGGCAAACUGAUAAUGAAAUACAUACAUUUACAUAAAUUUUCAUCGAAUCUUGGAUGAAUGAUGCAACAACAACAACAGAGUCACACAAACUAUUGACACUUGAGAGUGGAAAAAUUGUGAAUUGAAAAUAAGCAGCUCCAGAUAGAGACAAAAACGAAACAAAAGUGAAGAAGAAAAACGAAGAAGAAGCAAAAAAACAUACGAAGAACACAUGAAAUAGAUUGAAAAAUGUACGUAAAGCAAUCGCAAGUACAGUAAACACACAGUGUUUUCCCUUGUCAGAAGGCACAUUGAUAACACCGACACAGGCAAUUCGAUGUACACGAUUCAUCAUUCGGUCGAGAUAAUUUUUCAUUCCUGAGUCGAAAAAUGAUUUCAUAGCAGACGCAUCACUGUAUCGCGUUAGAUUGUUGGAUACGGUUACAAUUUGGUGUGUCCUGGAAAACGAAAUCAACAAUAGCAGUCAUCAUCUAACGAUUAUUUUUUGAAAAUUACGAUUUAACAAACGAACGCGCGUCAUCCACUACCAUCGUUCGUUUUUUCUUCGCGCAAUUCAAUUUUUUUUUUCGCUUGCUCUCUUAUCAAUUCUUAAGCUGGGAAUUUUACGUGAUUUAUCAAAAACAAACCAAAUUAUUUGUGACAGUAAAAAAGGAUACCAGUAAAAUAAGAGCAACAACAACAACAACAGCAACAAAAAAAACAGGGGAAAAUAAUUUAAAUGCAAAAAUUUCAUAUCGACCGUUUGUGUGAUAUUUAAAUUGUGCAUGUGAUAAUGCUCCAGAUAAUUUUGUGCUAAAUUUUCCUGUUGUUCGUGUGUUUGUGAGUUUAUCAAAAGAACCUUGCGUCGGAAUCAGAAGAAAAAAAUCAAUCAAAAACCAAAAAAAAAUAAUGGCCAAACCAUUAGAAAAUGUAGAUUUCAAACACACACUCCACAAUUAUGAUUAUGAUAAAGAUGAUGAGGAUAAUGUUGAGUCCACAAUGGUCCACUAUCCAAAAUUAGUCGAUCUACAAUCGAAUAACGUUGCGCCAAUGCAACAUCAACAGCCAACAACAACAACACCACCACCAUCACAACCACCGACGACGACGACGACGACGACGACGACAGCGACGACACAAUCAUGUGUUCUGCAACAAACAACAGUGAGUGUUCAUCGUAACGGACACAGUCGUAAUCCAUCUUCAAUAAAUGGCAUUACAAUUGCAACGCAAGUCAUUCAACCACCACCAAAUAAGCCCGAUGCAAUUCAAAGCCUGCUAAAAUUGAUUCGAUUCCGCAGUGACUAUGAAGAAUGCGACGAAAAAUCAGUUAACCGACAAAUCUGCGGCAUUCGCGAAGCACGUCUAAUCAUGAUGUUCAUCCUCAUCGUCGUAUUUCUUAUCAGUGGAGCCGUCUUCUUUGUGAUGUGGUUUACAGAACUCUACAACGAUUCUAUUGUUUCUUCUUUAGUGUUAGCAAAAAAUUCAACUGCCUUACAUUACUUCAUCCAGCCGCCAUUGAAUCCACAGUUAAAAGUGCACAUAUUCAAUUAUACAAAUACGGAACGAUUUUUAGAUGGCCUAGAUAAGAAGCUGAUAGUUAAAGAUAUCGGACCGUUUGUCUAUACCGAGAAAACCCAAAAAGUCGAAGUUGUAUACAAUGACAAUAACACCAUCUCUUAUCGGGAGCAUCGAUCAUUUGAUUUUCGUCCAGAGUUAUCGGCCGCCCAUCAAUUUGUUCCGUUAAUUGUGCCAAAUGUGCCAUUUUUGACAGCUGCCUGGCAAUCAUUAAAAUGGGAUUACUUGAAAACCGCCGCAUUCAACGUUGCCACCUUUGCUAUUACCUUGAAACCUUUCGUGCAUGUGCCAGCACAUUCAUUUUUGUGGGGUUACGAUGACCCUUUGAUAGAGAUAUCAAAGACAUAUGGUGACAGCAAACCCAAAUUCGAUAAGUUCGGCAUGUUAGUUACGAGAAAUGGGACCAGUGAAGAAACAUUUACGGUGAACUCAGGUGUUGAUGAUAUUCGAAAGCUAAAUGUGAUUGACAAUUUUAAAGGGCAGCCACGUAUGAAUUUCUGGUCAACGAAUGAGUGUAAUCGCGUUGACGGCUCUGACGGAUCCCAAUUCCCUCCACAUUUAAUGGACAAAAAGCACAAACUCGAAGUGUUUAUCAAAGCAUUUUGUCGCAAAUUCCCAAUGGUUUAUGAUUCAGAGGUGAGCUUGUUCAAUGGUGUACCCGCCUAUCGUUACAAGGCACCACGUAAUGUCUUCGAUAAUCCAGAUAAAAAUCCAGCAAAUGAGUGUUACUGCGACAUUGGAUCUGGCAAAUGUGCACCAAGUGGUGUAUUCAAUGCAACACUAUGCUUUGAUGCACCAAUCUAUUCAUCAUUUCCACACUUUUUGUACGGCGAUGAUAAAUUGUUUGAGAAUAUUGACGGUCUAUCGCCAAAUGAAAAUGAACAUUUAACGUUCGCAGAUGUGCAUCCACGAUUGGCAUUCCCAAUGGCCGGUUCAUCACGGUUUCAAAUCAAUGCUCAAGUACACAAAGCCGAACGAAGCGAAUUGAAUCGUUUCGAAAACGAACAAAUACUGCCAGUCAUGUGGAUGGAAGUGACAUCGGAUGAAGUACCUGAAGAGCUUCGGGCCAUGAUCUAUCAUAGUACGUUCAGUGCGAAUGCAAUUCAAAUGUCACUGCGUUACGGGUCAUUGUUUGGAUUGGCGGUGAGUGUAACAAUGCUUGUAGCCGGAUGCUAUCUCAAAAACACCGAAAGCGAUCAAGGCAAAUUUAAAGGCAUUAAAGAUAUUAAAAAGGCCGGUACGGUUACCAUCGAAGAAUUAGUUACGAUCGAUUUAAAUGAUCCGUUACGAACACACACCGAAUCAAAUUAUCUGGUCAAAGAAUAAAAUCUGUAAUAACAAUCAGCAAGUAAUUUAGGUUAUUUUAAAAAACAAAUCACUCCAAAAUGAUAUUAAAUUUUAAAAAUAAACAAAUUGAAAGAAAA
Molecule: messenger RNA, 3159 nt
Organism: Sitodiplosis mosellana (orange wheat blossom midge)
Lineage: Eukaryota; Metazoa; Arthropoda; Insecta; Diptera; Cecidomyiidae
Product: scavenger receptor class B member 1-like
Exons: 7
Coding region: 1067-3061 (664 amino acids)
Cellular component (GO): cytoplasm; membrane
Molecular function (GO): scavenger receptor activity
Source: RefSeq, a predicted model, not a curated record